Rotaria sordida is the source of this 930-nucleotide messenger RNA. The record is from the annotation of a GenBank genome assembly. NCBI's taxonomy places the organism in Eukaryota, Metazoa, Rotifera, Eurotatoria, Philodinida, Philodinidae.
AUGUCAUCAUUAUUUACUACAUCAUCAAAACAAAAAACACAACGAAAACAUAUGAGAAAUAAUGAAAUAUCAGAAAUAAUCAAAGAAACUAAAGGUUACUUGAAUGUUAACAAUACACAACAUAUUAGUAGUAAUUGUAAUAAUCUAUUAAAUUUAUCAAAUAAAUUAAAAAUACAAUCUUCAUCAUUAUCUUCUGUAUCUAAAUCUAAUUCAGUCUCACAAAUUGAAAAAAAACAUGCAUAUCAUCGAUGUCAAAAUAAAAAAACGACUAUUUCUAUUAAUAAAUGCAAACAAUCUCACACAAAACAUAAUAAUUAUCAUAGACGAAACAAUAUCCUAUCUGAUAUUACGAUUCUCUCUAUUGAUGAUAGUAAAAUGGAUACAAAUUUAAAUGAUAAUAAUAAAAAUUCAUCUUUAAUAAAUAAUCAAACGAAUGAUAAACAAUUAAAUUCGUCGACAAAUAAAAGUAAUACACCAGAUAUAAUAUCAUGGUGGGAAGAUAAUCAACAAGAAAUUUUUAAAAAUAAAAAUGAUGAUAAUGAUGAUGAUGAAAUGUUAAUAACAUCAGAUGAAAUUUUACAAAAAAUUGUUGAUGGUGCACUUAAUUUAAUGUUAACUAGUUCAAAAUCAAAAAUACAAAAACAAAUUCAAACAUUUAUCGAUCGAAAAAAAUUCCGACAAAAUAUUCAAUCAAAAGACGUUCAUAUUGAUUCUCAUUUAGAACAAAAUGUUCAAUCGUUAAAAAAUAAUGAUAUUAUUACACCAAUUAAUCCAACGAAUCUUGGUCAUCAAUUAUUAGAAAAAAUCGGUUGGAUACCUGGUAACGGUCUUGGUUUAAAUCAAGAUGGAAUAAAAACGCCUAUUGAAGUUAAUAUCCGUAAUCAUCGACAAGGUUUAGGAUAUGAAAAACAAAUCGAUAGAUACCAAUAA